GUUAUGCAGACUGACAAGACAUUUAAACAGUGAAAAUGUUCCUACAAAUUUUCAUUGCUGGAAUAGUUAUAUUAAUAACAAUACUUAUAUGCAGGCUUGGAUCUUUUUUAUACAGAUGGUCAACAAAGCGUCAUAACGUCCCACCAGAUGUGGUCAUUUUGUAUCAAAUUGGGAGAGGUCCAUUUGCGCCCAGCGUCUCCCCCUUUCCUUUAAAAUUGGAGACAUUUUUACGGAUGACAAAAACACCUUACGUUAACGAUCACUCGGGUAAGUUUUCCUCCAAAAGGAAAACGCCUUGGAUAGAGUAUGACGGAAAAUCUAUAGCUGAUUCCCAGUUCUGCAUUGACUAUAUAAAGAAAAAAAGAGGGGUGGACGUUAAUGGCGACCUGUCUCCCUCAGAUCAAGCGGUGGCCAGAGCGUUUCAGAAGAUGACAGAAGAAAAUCUAUAUUGGACUAUGUGUAUAGAAAUGUUCGGCGAGGACACAUCCACAGUGGAGAAGGUUAUACCAUACAAAGGGCUUAAACUCUGGCUCACCAUUUGGUUCCUUAAACGUGUCAUCAAGAAAGAGACGUGGGGCCAUGGGAUAGGCCGACACACCCAGGACGAGGUCUGGACCAUAGCUGUAGAUGACAUGACUGCAAUAUCGAACUUUCUUGGGAACAAGGAAUUUUUUAUGGGAUCUGAGCCAAGCGAAGUAGACUGUGCGAUGUUUGGAAUGUUAUCCAUGAUAAUAUUGAACAUGCCAAACUCAAAACAUGACAGAUAUGUUAGAGAAAAUUUGCCAAACAUAGUUCGUUACUGUGAACGGAUGAAACAACGGUUUUGGCCUGAUUGGGAAAGUCACAUUCUAACCAGCAGCAAGUACGAAAAUGAUGACGGAAAAAUUUAUUUCAAAUCACAAGAAGAAAAAACAUCCUAAAGAACUAGAGCUGUUGUAUUUAACAUUCUACGACGAAAUUGUUCUAAUGGUUUGGAAACAAUGAAGAGCGUAAACGCAGCAAAUUAACCUACAUUUUGAGUCCCAAAAGUGAAACAUGGCAGAAGUGUUUAAAUGCCGGGAUUUCUCAAAUUUCCCGGGAUGGUUCCUGUCAUUACAAUUUUCAUUGUGCACGUUGUUACUGAGAUCAGCUGAUCGUGUUGUACUUUAUUUUGAGCUCACCUGAGCUAGCCCAGGUGAGCCACUCUGGUGGUCUAGAUUUGUCCGUUGUCAUGUGUUCUCAUUUAAGUUUGCCCUUCCGUAAUCUCUGAAGAUUUUUACCUCUCGUUCAGAACUGGAACAAUUUUUAAACCGUGCAAUUUCACACAAUACAUCUUUGAAUAAAGAGUUUUCAAAAUUUAAAGUAAAAUCCUUGACUCUUUCAUGGGAGAAAAGAAAAAAAGAUGAAAAUGAUUGGGUUCAUUUAAAACUCGUGUAUGAAGAUUCAAUGUUGUUCAAACUGACUACAUAUUCUUUACAUAUACACUGUAAAAUACCAAAGUCUCAAAUGA
This is a messenger RNA of Saccostrea echinata, 1489 nucleotides long. Its product is annotated as failed axon connections homolog. Gene Ontology annotation, cellular component: cytoplasm. Lineage: Eukaryota; Metazoa; Mollusca; Bivalvia; Ostreida; Ostreidae. The transcript is spliced from 6 exons. Bases 36 to 920 code for a protein of 294 amino acids. The record is from RefSeq and is a predicted model, not a curated record.